Molecule: messenger RNA, 3231 nt
Organism: Hemisphaericaspora subhashii
Lineage: Eukaryota; Fungi; Ascomycota; Pichiomycetes; Serinales; Debaryomycetaceae
Exons: 1
Coding region: 1-3231 (1076 amino acids)
Source: RefSeq, a predicted model, not a curated record
AUGCGAUCGUUUAUAAAAUCACAUCGAAGGAAUGGUUCUUCUGCAACUUCACAAUCAGAUCGAUCACUGUUCGAAAUUACCUUUGCCGCACCUCCACCAGUACAAUCACCGCCUCAGGCACCACAACCACCACAACUGGUACCACCAUCACUACCGCAAGUCUCGAGAUCCACUCCCAUAAACUCACCAAGAAUACCCUACACGACAGGAGAACAAUUCACACCACCAUCCAUGCCCUCACCAGCACCUUCCUCCUCAUUAAGUUCUCCCAAGAAACUAUUAUCACCCAUCAAGAAUCUCUUCAGUUCUGGCAAACAACCAACUACACCAAGUUCAAAUGAUCCACUUCAGAAAAUAGCAAUACCCCCUAAAAGGAACAGUAAACUCAAAAUAAUAAAACUGAAAACCACAACCCUACCUCCACUCCCAACCACCACUAAUACCAAAUUCAAAAAAGUCCCUUCUUCACCCGCUCUUUCCACCACACAACCUCGACCACAAUUCCAAUCCACAAUGUCACAGACCCAUGUCCCAAGAGUUCAUGUCUGGCCAAAUCCAGAUCCGACGGUAGUUCCUCCAAAACGAGUCACAUCAAUCCAACAACUCGGGGCACCUAUUUCUCUCUCCUCCAGCACAAAUACUACUCCAAAUAAUAAUUCGAAUGAGUCGUAUAUUAGUCAUAUUAGUGAGAAUAAUAGUCUAAGGUCCGAGGCAAAUUUUCAAACCAAACAAGUCUCAUUUGACAAUCUAUCCCCAGCAUCUACCAAUCAGAAAGAACAACAGAUAGUGUCUGAUGGGGAGUCGGAAUAUGAUGAAGAAAGUGAUUCGGAUCAGUUUUCGUUCGUGAAUGAUAUGAAAGGCGGUAGAAAUACUCUGGUUAAAUAUUACAAGAAUAGCGAUGGGAGUGAUAGACGGAAGAGGAAGAAUGAGGUGGGGUUGGGGAUACAAGGGGGGAAGAAUGAGUUUAGUGAACGGGAUUUGGGAUAUGAGGUUGAUGAGUAUCUGGAUUAUGAUUUUGAGAAUAAUGGAUUAGAUGAUGAGGAUGGGGUAGAGUUUGGAGAUGAUGAUGAUGAGGUGAGAUAUAAUAAAUUAUUUGAUGAUGAUGAUGAUCAAGAUGUGGUGGGAAAUGGUUUAAAUAUACGAAUUGAAAGAAGCAAUGAUGAUCUUGAGCAAGAUCUCGGAGAUGGAAAUGAUAAUGACGAGGAGGGAUUAUACAACAACGAUUAUGAUGAAUCUUCAUACAAUGACAUCUUCAGCGAAUCAACCAACAUCUAUAGCAUCGACCAACCAGCCCCAGAAAUAUCUCCCUACAACCCCACCCCAAGCACCACCCCGCACCACGAAGUAUUCAACCUAGCAUAUCAUCAAUCCAUCCAAGGCAACCGCACAAACCCAACCUCCCUGCCACCAACUCCAUCAUCACCAGUCAGACCACCUAGCACGACCGGAGACAUACUUGAGAAAUAUCUCGACCUAACUGACACACAUACACCCAAAACACCCACAUUUAGUAGCCAAUCCACCCAUGCCCUGCCACUUAUGGAACUAUACGACCUCCAUAGUCCCCUCAUUAACGGCUUGACGAUCGGAACUAAUCUCCUACAUCGGGGAAGGAAGACUGAGGAACGGAGUAGGGUGUUCAUACAUCGACACCCAUUGGAUUUGAAUAGUGCUAUAUAUGAUAAAACUAUGGAUGCGAAGUUGGGAGGAGAGUAUGGGAUGAGGAAUAGAAGGUGUUUUCAUGGGAGUUUUGAAGAGAUUGAUUUGAUUGUCGAGGGGAAAGUAAAGGAGUUUGAUCUAUUUUCGGAUAUGUUAUUGUCGAAGGGGAAAAAAGAUGCUGUUGAGCAUGAUAGAGAGGUGGAGGAGACUGUGUUUGGGCUCGGGAUUGAGAAUAAUGGUGAAAUUUAUAGUGCUGAUGACGCUUCGGAAAUGAUUGAAGGAGGGUCGUUUGAGAAUGGGUCAACAGGUAGUGUGGCUAGGUUGGCAGGUGAAUCGAAAGAAGAACAAUCUGUUAUGGAAAAGGAUGUGAAGAGUGUGGGAGAGGUGUCUAAGCAAAUUCCAACUAGAUAUGAAGGUGGUACUGAAUCCGAGAAUAUUAAACGAAAGUCAGUCCAGGAUUUAAUGACAACAUUGGGUAAAUUUAAUUUACUGAAUGUAGAUGGUGCUCCUAUACAAACAGACACAAGGAGAGAAUCAGUGGUGGAUAUGAUGGAAACCUUAUCUAGUCUUACUUUGCAAACUGAAAAUAAAGGUACUAUUGAUCCAAAACAUGCCGAAAUUGCUAAAGAACAGAGAAAAUCUAUUGCAGAUAUGAUGGCAACAUUAUCUAAUCUCGCAUUACCAAAUGAAGAAGCUGCUGAGCCUGCAGCUGCUAAACAACAGAGGCAAUCGGUGGCGAAUAUGAUGGCAACAUUAUCGAACAUUGAAGAAAAUAAUAAAUCAUCAGCUAAUAAGAAAUCAAAUAGAAAAUCGAUAAAUGACAUGAUGUCAACAUUAGCCAAUCUCGAACAGCAUACAGUCGUCAUCCCGAAAUCUAGAUCAAAACGAAAGUCCGUAAACGAGAUGAUGGCAACUUUGGACCAAAUCCAAAUUCCCCAAUUCACCCAACCAGUACCCACCACCACAACACUCGGUCCGGCUCCACCAACAGAAACAAUCUCCGAUGAACCAGCUGACAAUACACCAAUCCUAAAAGAAACAGGUUUCUUCGAUAACGAAAAAUCGCUCAUCCUAGACCCGGACCUCCUUGACGAAAUUAACCAACUCCCCCUCGACUACGACUUCGACGCCAACCAACAACAGCAAUCCACUCACUCCCACACACCUACACCAGACUUCCACCGUUCCAACUCCUACCACAAUCGUCCGAAAAAGAUCGCACCGCAAGGUCCAGGGGCAGCACCACAAACAAAUAGAAUCGAGAUGUUGGGCGGCAAGACCGUGACGUUCUAUCCGAAAUCAAAUAGUGUGAGUCGUGAUACGUCCUUGAGUAGUAGUUGUAGUUCUGGGGGAAAUGAGGAGAUCUUUACAGAAAAACCCGAUGAAGAAGAGGAGGAUGAGCAGUCGUCGAAUGAGAAUGACUAUAGUAUGCUGGGACAUAGGUUACGUCGAGAAGAGAUCGAGAAGAACAAGAGAUUGUUUGGGAUUAAUAGGUAUGGGAGAGGGGCUACCCCUAGUCCGGUGAAUUCGCUUAGAGGUGGACGGGAUUUGGGAACGAUUAAUGAAAGAUGA